CUCAAGAAAAAGAGGAUUAGGCGGCCUAAUGGACUUUGACCAUGGCAUCUGACGUUCAAAUAUGAAAAAGAUUCCAUGGACCAUUUGCAUCAGGAUCAUGGUAAACCUUGGGUUCCUGGGGCCAACUCCAGAGCUACUGGGACCCAGGAAUCUGCAUUUUGACAAACCAUCCUGGUCAUUCUCAUGCAAUGAAAUACUUGAAAGCCACCGCCUUAGAGAGUAGAGAGCCUGCCAGAAAGGAGGGAUUAUUAUCUCAUUUUACGGAAGGCUCAGAAACAACAUGGCCCCUUAACAACCAGUUGAUGGUGAUGCCAGGUUCGACCGCCUGCUUCCCAGUGCACUACUCCCAUGUGCACACACUACAGUCUGCCCACAGAUGUCCACCGGAUGCCAGAAUCAGGAUUUCCAAAACCUCUCUCCCACCAUCUACUGUCCCGUCCUUGCGGGCAGGACUUAACUGAACUGGGGCAAUGUGAGAAUUUAGAAAUAUGUACAGGGGAGCAUUCAGCUCAAAACUCCGGGCUUUGUGGGGCUCGCAAGUCCUAGGCUGGGGCCUCCAGGUGGGCACAUCUGGGAGGCUGAAUCUGCCAAUAGGCCCCCCUCCUGAGUCCAGCUCCGCAUCUGGGCGCCUCCGGCCCAGGUGCGCAGGAAGGAGGCUGUGGCUGUGUCGCGCAAAGCCCCUCACGGCCGCGAGGUGGCGCCAUAGCCGCAGCAGCGCCUGCCGGCCCGGGCCGCUCCAGAUAAGAGUGUGCGGAAAGCGCGGCGGGGCUGAGACGCGACCAGGACGCGGGGAGGACGGACCAGCAGGACAGACCGACCGGGGGCCCGGCGGGCGGAGGGCAGCGCAGCCACGUCCCCCCUGGAUCCGCCGGCAGCCGGGCCCGGGGCUUCCGACAUGCCCCCCAGGAGAUUGUGCUGGGCAGACGAUGCUGGACACGAUGGAGGCGCCCGGCCACUCGAGGCAGCUGCUGCUGCAGCUCAACAACCAGCGCACCAAGGGCUUCUUGUGCGACGUGAUCAUCGUGGUGCAGAACGCCCUCUUCCGCGCACACAAGAACGUGCUGGCGGCCAGCAGCGCCUACCUCAAGUCCCUGGUGGUGCAUGACAACCUGCUCAACCUGGACCAUGACAUGGUGAGCCCGGCCGUGUUCCGCCUGGUGCUGGACUUCAUCUACACCGGCCGCCUGGCUGAUGGCGCGGAGGCUGCGGCGGCGGCCGCCGUGGCCCCGGGGGCCGAGCCGAGCCUGGGCGCCGUGCUGGCUGCCGCCAGCUACCUGCAGAUCCCCGACCUCGUGGCGCUGUGCAAGAAACGCCUCAAGCGCCACGGCAAGUACUGCCACCUGCGGGGCGGCGGCGGUGGCGGCGGCGGCUACGCACCCUACGGGAGGCCAGGCCGGGGCCUGAGGGCUGCCACGCCCGUCAUCCAGGCCUGCUACUCGUCCCCGGCCGGGCCUCCGCCGCCGCCCACCGCCGAGGCGCCGUCGGGCCCCGAGGCCGCGGUGAACACGCACUGCGCCGAGCUGUACGCCUCGGGCCCCGGCCCGGCCGCCGCGCUCUGCGCCCCGGAGCGCCGCUGCUCCCCGCUCUGCGGCCUGGACCUGUCCAAGAAAAGCCCGCCGGGCUCCGCGCCUCCCGAGCGGCCGCCGGGCGAGCGCGAGCUGCCCCCGCGCCCAGACAGCCCUCCCAGCGCCGGCCCCGCAGCCUACAAGGAGCCACCGCUCGCCCUGCCGCCCCUGCCGCCGCUGCCCUUCCAGAAGCUGGAGGAGGCCGGACCGCCUCCGGACCCAUUCCGCGGCGGCGGCGGCGGCGGCAGCCCGGGACCCGAGCCCCCCGGCCGCCCCGACGGGCCCAGCCUCCUCUACCGCUGGAUGAAGCACGAGCCAGGCCUGGGCAGCUACGGCGACGAGCUGGGCCGCGAGCGCGGCUCCCCCAGCGAACGAUGCGAGGAGCGAGGCGGGGACCCGGCCGCCUCGCCCGGGGGUCCUCCGCUCGGCCUGGCGCCGCCGCCGCGCUACCCGGGCAGCUUGGACGGGCCUGGCGCGGGCGGCGACGGCGACGACUACAAGAGCAGCAGCGAGGAGACGGGCAGCAGCGAGGACCCCAGCCCGCCCGGCGGCCACCUCGAGGGCUACCCGUGCCCGCACCUCGCCUAUGGCGAGCCCGAGAGCUUCGGCGACAACCUGUACGUGUGCAUCCCGUGCGGAAAGGGCUUCCCCAGCUCGGAGCAGCUGAACGCGCACGUGGAGGCGCACGUGGAGGAGGAGGAGGCGCUGUACGGCAGGGCCGAGGCGGCUGAGGUGGCUGCAGGGGCCGCCGGCCUCGGGCCCCCUUUUGGAGGCGGUGGGGACAAGGUCGCUGGGGCUCCGGGGGGCCUGGGCGAGCUGCUGCGGCCGUACCGCUGCGCGUCGUGCGACAAGAGCUACAAGGACCCGGCCACGCUGCGGCAGCACGAGAAGACGCACUGGCUGACCCGGCCCUAUCCGUGCACCAUCUGCGGGAAGAAGUUCACGCAGCGCGGGACCAUGACGCGCCACAUGCGCAGCCACCUGGGCCUCAAGCCCUUCGCUUGCGACGCGUGCGGCAUGCGCUUCACGCGCCAGUACCGCCUCACCGAGCACAUGCGCAUCCACUCGGGCGAGAAGCCCUACGAGUGCCAGGUGUGCGGCGGCAAGUUCGCCCAGCAACGCAACCUCAUCAGCCACAUGAAGAUGCACGCCGUGGGUGGCGCGGCCGGCGCGGCCGGGGCGCUGGCGGGGCUGGGGGGGCUCCCCGGCGUCCCCGGCCCCGAUGGCAAGGGCAAGCUCGACUUCCCCGAGGGCGUCUUUGCUGUGGCGCGCCUCACGGCUGAACAGCUGAGCCUGAAGCAGCAGGACAAGGCGGCUGCGGCCGAGCUGCUGGCCCAGACCACGCACUUCCUGCACGACCCCAAGGUGGCGCUCGAGAGCCUCUACCCGUUGGCCAAGUUCACUGCGGAGCUGGGCCUCAGCCCCGACAAGGCGGCCGAGGUGCUGAGCCAGGGAGCGCACCUGGCCGCCGGCCCCGACGGCCGGACCAUCGACCGUUUCUCCCCGACCUAGAGCGGUCUUGCCGCCGCGUGGCCCCGGCCCGCGCCCCUAGGCAGCGGCGGCGGGGGCCACCAUCAGGCAGGCACACCGCGCCCGACGACUGUAGUAGCUGCGGCAGCGUCGCCGCAGGGGCGGCGGCCCCACCUGGCCUCACUGCUUUGUGCCUUAGCCCGGG
Lagenorhynchus albirostris (white-beaked dolphin) is the source of this 3240-nucleotide messenger RNA. RefSeq names its product HIC ZBTB transcriptional repressor 1 (gene HIC1). The transcript has 5 exons. The record is from RefSeq and is a predicted model, not a curated record. Gene Ontology annotation, biological process: regulation of transcription by RNA polymerase II. Gene Ontology annotation, molecular function: RNA polymerase II cis-regulatory region sequence-specific DNA binding; DNA-binding transcription factor activity, RNA polymerase II-specific; protein binding. Lineage: Eukaryota; Metazoa; Chordata; Mammalia; Artiodactyla; Delphinidae. Gene Ontology annotation, cellular component: nucleus. The coding region runs from base 489 to 3077 and encodes 862 amino acids.